GAAAAUCUGCAACUCACCCGCCUGUGAAACAGCACGGAUCGUCUCGGAUUCUGUGGAGUUCGUGUGUUUGUAUAUUUUGAUAAGUUCCACGUUUACUGUCAAAGCUGCUAAAAUGAGCAAAAUCUCGAAGCUUUUCAAGGGCAGCUCAUCUAGCAGCUCGAGUUCGUCCAGCUCUUCAAAGUCCAAACACCGGUCGAAGGGAGGUCCGUCUCCUCAGGAGGCCAUCCACAAGCUCCGUGAAACGGAGGAGAUGUUGACCAAGAAGCAGGAAUACCUGGAGAACAGAAUACAACAAGAAGUAGCCACAGCUAAGAAACAUGGCACGAAAAACAAGAGGGCCGCCCUGCAGGCCCUGAAGAGGAAGAAGCGCUUGGAGCAGCAGCUGACUCAGAUCGACGGCACGCUCUCCACCAUCGAGUUUCAGAGAGAAGCUCUGGAGAACUCGCACACCAACACGGAGGUCCUGAAGAACAUGGGCUUUGCUGCCAAGGCCAUGAAGAAGGUCCACGAGAACAUGGACGUUGACAAAAUAGAUGAUCUGAUGCAGGAUAUCACGGAGCAACAAGACGUGGCUCGGGAGAUCAGCGAAGCCAUCUCCGGGCCUUUUGGCGAACAAUUCGAUGAGGACGAGCUGCUUGCGGAGCUUGAGGAGCUGGAGCAGCAGGAGCUGGAGGACAACGUGAAGAGUAUGGGCGGGCUGCCCAGCGUUCCCAGCUCCAAACUGCCUUCAGUCCGACCCAGUCAGCGUGCAACAACCAGAAGAAAGGUUGAAGAGGACGAUGACAUGCACAUGCUGGCAUCGUGGGCAACAUAAGUUCAUUACAAAGAUGCUGCACAGAGACUGUGUCAAUUACAAUCCCUUUGAGUUAAAUUUUUUCUACUUUUCUAUUCGUACAACACGAAGAGCUUUAUUUUUGUUUGUUCUGCUUUUUGUUUAAAUCAUUUUAAUUAAAAGUGAAGGAAUAAAGAGACUAAAAUUAGGAUUUUUCUGUACCCGGGCCCUUAUUUCUUUGAUUUUACAGUGAUCCUAAUUAAACAGUCCAGAGGGCAUUACAUUUAAACUGUAGGUGUCAUGAGUGUGUAACAAGGUAGUGACUCCCACCUUUAACAAAUAAAGCAGAACUCCACUUUUCCACGUGUAGUAAAUGAAAUAUUUUUAAAAUCCGAAUCAGCUUUAUUGUCGUUGCACAGAAGCACAAUGAAAUUUAAUUUCAGAAACACAAACAACAUAGACAUGGGUAGACGGGGAGCCUGAGGCUGCAGCCUCAUGAGAGGCGCUGCCGCUCUGAAAAUGAGUGAGUAAUUGUG
Messenger RNA from Nematolebias whitei (Rio pearlfish), 1308 nucleotides. It is a transcript of the gene chmp4c, whose product is annotated as charged multivesicular body protein 4C. The record is from RefSeq and is a predicted model, not a curated record. Gene Ontology annotation, cellular component: ESCRT III complex; cytoplasmic side of plasma membrane; multivesicular body. The coding region runs from base 113 to 814 and encodes 233 amino acids. Gene Ontology annotation, biological process: vesicle budding from membrane; late endosome to vacuole transport via multivesicular body sorting pathway. The transcript has 5 exons. Lineage: Eukaryota; Metazoa; Chordata; Actinopteri; Cyprinodontiformes; Rivulidae.